AUGACAAACCCUAAGUAUCAGGACUGGAAACUCGUCAACCUAGAUCGUUGUUGCUCUCAUGAACAACUUCGUGGAUACAAGCAGUUUCUCGACUUCAUCUUCCACGACCAUAAGUGGCUCGUCUUGCUCCUCGCGCGCCCAGUGUUCCGCUCUCAAGCACCGAAAGUCUGCCUUCCUCCGCCCGAUACUUCGAGGCGCGACCUUGGACGAUUGUCUCUUCCACCCGAGAUCAUCAAUCUUGUAUUCGGGCAUAUUGAAGAGCUGAAGGAUAUUGUCGCCCUCGCAGUCUCCCAUCGCCUCCUCUCCGUUAUAGGUUGGCGCCGCUUGAUCCAGGUUCGUCGCGCACAACUCGCUGAGCAUAGCUGGUGCGACAAUCGUAUUAUCACUCUGGGCGAAUUGGUCAACGACCUCGAAGAUCUUCCUGAAGGUGCAGAACCACGGAGAAUGAGAGACGUCCUGCACUUGCCCGAGCAUGGGAGAAGGAAGUACCCUAGCCCCAGCGACAUUCAAGACAUGCUGAACGAAGUCCGGAACGAUCUUGCUGAGAUACGUGCAGAGAGACCGCUGAUGGACGGGGACACAGAUGACGAGGACUUUGACAUCACGGAUCUGAACCAUGAACUGGGGUUCUUCGAGUUUGAGGGUGAUGAUGCUGAGGAGGGGUUCUUCUGGUUCACCAGCAAGUAUUAUCCCGAUAUAUCUCAGGCGUCGAGCGAGAGACGAGGAGGAAGCGAUUAUCACUUCGAUACCUCUUCGCCGCGCAUCAAACUGGACUGUUGCCGUGCGGACAUGUUCUACGCGUCUACUGCACCUUAUUACCCAGCGGCAUGUGAAUGGGCUCUGUGCAAUUCGACCAGAAAAGAGUACGUCCUGGCUAGCGUGAUCGCCAAGAUCCCACGCUGGCAGUAUAACUGCGACACGCGCGGUCCUUUCAUCGUUGACGGGGCUUACUGCGAGAAAAUCUUCGACCUUGGAGCACUUGCCCUGCUUUUGACAGCUUGGUCGACAGACAUGGGCUCGAUCUGUGAUAAGGGCCUGUGGGCAGGGGAGCGAUUGUCGAUACUACGCAUCGAGGAUAUCGGGGAUGGGGAGAGAGCCGGUUGGGUUGACGUUUCGAAAGAGAUGCAUAAACGAGUAGAGCAGUGGAUGUGGCGUCAUCAAGAACAUUUGGAGUUGAACAUGGCCAUAUAA
This is a messenger RNA of Peniophora sp. CBMAI 1063, 1191 nucleotides long. Lineage: Eukaryota; Fungi; Basidiomycota; Agaricomycetes; Russulales; Peniophoraceae. The record is from the annotation of a GenBank genome assembly.